UGAUUUGAAAAGUGGAACAAAAUUUCUUCUGCAGGUGGUAUACACACGCCAUUGUAUGUGAACUGCGUAAAAAUAAGAAAUACAGUGCAAAUUGUUGAAAAAUCCAUCGAAAAUCGUUGAAAAAGAGACCUAACAUCCAACUUUACUCGCAAUUACGUUCUAGGUCAUCAGUGACGUCAGCCUUUCUCAAGUACUUUGGAAGCUUAAUUUAAAAAAAAAAUGGCACGCUAUCGCGAAUGGGACCUACAGUGCAAGGUUUACGUCGGAAAUCUGGGAUCUUCGGCUUCAAAGCAUGAAAUCGAAAGCGCCUUCGGAAAGUAUGGCCCGCUGAGGAACGUGUGGGUAGCCCGCAACCCACCGGGUUUUGCCUUUGUCGAGUUUGAGGACAAACGUGACGCCGAGGACGCAGUUCGCUCGUUGGAUGGAUCGAGAUGCUGUGGUACCCGCAUCCGGGUGGAGAUGUCAUCCGGCCGUACCCGCCGUGAUGAUCGUACUCGGCGGCCUCGUCGUUCGUACAGGGCAAGCUCUUCCAUGAAACUCCACGUCAGCAACUUCCGCCACAGAACUUCAUCUAACCAACCUUCUACUAGUAGUUCUACUAUUAAGCCUAGCGCAACCAUCAACUCCACCACCACCACAACAGCCAUCACCACAACCAAAAAAAUCACCACUAUCACCACCACCAAAAAAAAGACCUCUUCAGCCUCUUCGAUCUCUUCUAGACUUGUUUGUAUUUUCGACGCGCAAGCUCUUCAAGUAGUCUCCCAACAAACAACACAACUACCGUCACUACUAGGGCUACUGCUACUACUACUACUACAACUACUAGUAAAGCAACUACAACUACUGGUGCAAUCGCCAACGUCAGCACUUCAACAGCUGCUGCAUCGUUCGACGAGAUCGCUGCUGCCGCUGAAAACAAGCGCAAAACACACUUGCUCUCAACUGCAGCAAAACAUUCUGAAAUUUGUCCCUCCAACUUGAGACGGUUCAUUCUAGUAUUGAAUCAUGGGACAUGAAAUUUGCCAUCGUGCGAAACUUUAGCGAUCACACCGAAAAUCGAAACGGGUAUCAUCGAUCUGCCGGCAAAGGUUCCACAUCUCGGCGCAGCGGUUCAACGACCUUCCGAUUCUUCUCCCAUCCUGAUUUCUCGUCCGGAUGAAUCGACCAUCAGCUUCUACAGCAACAAACGUCUUCAUCUCAUCAGUCUUCCAAAUUGCUCUUCCGACACAACGCCAUCGCGUCAACCCUUCUACUACUACUACUACUACCACCAUCACGACUGCCACCUCUAGUACUACUGCUACUACUACCGCUUCUAGCCAAGUGUAGUGCGCCAAGCUAAUCAACCGUUCGCGCUCUCUUCGCGUAACCAACAUUGAAUCGCGCACCACUGUCUUCAGACAAAAAAAAAACAAGUGUCAACUGCCGGUCGCAGUCUCGUCGUCCACCAACGUCAACUACCAGGGCGCGCGCCAACUCAGCUCGUCAGUCACCACUACACCACCACAUCCUAGCUUUUUUAGAGUUAUGCCACAGGCCCUGUCCCUUCAAAUACAAAAAAACGCCUGCAAAACUGACAUUACUUGGAAAAGGUAGGAUGAUUUCAAUUCCUGUAUUUAUUUCUGUGAAAUGGUCGAUUUUCAGCUAAUAUUUUUUUUAGUUUUCUUUUAUUGUUAUGCGUGUAUGAGAGUAGUAGAAUCUCAUUCACAUGUGUCCUGUACUUUUUUCUCUUUGUUUUCCCUAACAGAUUCCUCUACCAUGCAUCCCGAAUCCCUAUCACGUCUCAAACAUCCCAGAUUCAUCUAAAAGUUAGCUGAAACUCGAUCCCAUCGAGUCGGCUAGAUUCUCGAUGCAAAAGGUGCAACACAGGCAAUCUUCCCUCUCGUCCAUCGAUCCAUCGCAAUCGUCAAAACUAAGCAACAAGACCAGCGUUCGUCUUCUUCUGAAGUAAAAAGAAAAACAUUCAUCAUCAUCCAUCAUUAACAACCCGGUUGUGAAAUUACCAAAUUAUUUUUACCAAAAAUAUCAAAGUACGACCCCACAAUCUACCACACACAUACACAUUUCACAAAAACACUCAAAUUUCUUAACGUUCCCCGUCCGGGCGGGCUUGAACGAAUCAAUAAUGUCAUCGUCCCAGGACGGCGAUUUCGAGCACGCAGCGGCCACGACUACGUCGUUCAACUUCCCUGCGGAGACGUCUCGAAAACUAACCACCUAACUAUUCUCGAAGCCAAACCACCGAAAAAUGACUUCUGCUUCCAUCGUUUCAACGCAACAACUCACCCUUCUACGCCCAGCAUCGGACCGGACUUGGUUCGGUAGUGCGGCGAUUCUUCGGUUCUUCCUCACCGAUCACCAAACCAACAGCAACAACAGCUAUAAACUUAAUCCGUGGCCAGGUCUCGAAUCGUUUAACCACAUCGAACCCUCUGUUUUUCUUUUCUUUCUUUCCCUCUCUGGGUGUGUUUCGCCCCUCGACAGAUCCCGUUCGCCACGCCGUUCCCGUUCACGCUCCCGUAGCAUGAGUCGUGAGCGCGACCGUGACCGCCGAAGUCGCAGUGGAUCCCGAGAUCGACGCUAAGUUUUGGAAGCUAACUUGCAGCGACUUACGAUGGGGCAGCAGGGAAAUGCCCGCGUUAACAAAACAACAAAUCGUAUAUAUAUUUGAAAAAGAUUUUGACUAAAACCGAUUGAAUACUGAAAGUUCAAAAAGCAACUGUUUACCGGAGCAGCAAAGUUUUACUGGAGACGGACAGAAUUACAGUUUUCUAUUUGAGUAUCAAUCUAAACCGGAAUAUUUUUUUACUGGCUAUAUACACACAUAUAGUAGUAUGUAAGCUAGGUGAGCCCUACUUUGAAUUAGAUCUAGCAUUAAUUUCGCGUCAGUAUCCUUGCAAACAAAAAUUGUAUAAAUAAGUAUAGGUUCACCCCGGGAGGCAUAAAUCACGGAGCCAAGCAGUGUUUGAAACUAGAUGUUACAUCGUAUUUUAGGACACGCAUUCAUAGUUCUCUUACCCUUACCACUCUUCCGGAAGGGAUGCAUUUCGAAUUUCUUUGAUUUGGACGAGUGAGCACAUUAGCGUAACCAGGACGAGACAGAUCACUGAGACAGGAUUGUAUUCGAGAAGCAGUUACAGAAAAAUCAUAAACCGCUCCUAUUACUAGUUUAGGACACCUACAUGUAUUUUAGUUAUCUUCUUACUCAAUAAAAUGAGAUAUAAUAAUAA
Messenger RNA from Topomyia yanbarensis, 3233 nucleotides. RefSeq names its product RNA-binding protein 1-like. The transcript has 4 exons. Gene Ontology annotation, biological process: mRNA splicing, via spliceosome. Gene Ontology annotation, cellular component: nuclear speck. NCBI's taxonomy places the organism in Eukaryota, Metazoa, Arthropoda, Insecta, Diptera, Culicidae. Gene Ontology annotation, molecular function: RNA binding. Bases 220 to 984 code for a protein of 254 amino acids. The record is from RefSeq and is a predicted model, not a curated record.